Impatiens glandulifera is the source of this 2434-nucleotide messenger RNA. Its product is annotated as endoglucanase 25-like. Lineage: Eukaryota; Viridiplantae; Streptophyta; Magnoliopsida; Ericales; Balsaminaceae. The transcript is spliced from 6 exons. Gene Ontology annotation, molecular function: hydrolase activity, hydrolyzing O-glycosyl compounds. Bases 252 to 2105 code for a protein of 617 amino acids. Gene Ontology annotation, biological process: carbohydrate metabolic process. The record is from RefSeq and is a predicted model, not a curated record.
UGUUUGGAGCAAUUGAUCGAUCAGUUGUUGCUUGACACAGUGUGCUCUCUCUCUCUCUCUCUCUCUCUCUCUCUUUCCAAGCAAAGCAAAUUGAAUUGAGAGAGAAAACAGGGCUCAAUCCAAUUCCAAGCAGCAGGAAGACGACUGAAUCUCUUUCAUCUUCAAUUUCAUUAUUAUUCGAUCAAAUCAAAUCAAAUCUAUAACAGUGUCGGUGCUGCUUCUAGCUGUUGAUUCCGAUAAGAUAAAAAAACAUGUAUGCCAGAGAUCCAUGGGGAGGAUCGAUGGAAAUAAACACCGCCGAUUCGGCCACGGACGAUGAUCGGAGCAGAAAUCUGCAGGACUUCGAUAGGGCGGCGUUAUCGCGGCCUUUGGACGAGACGCAGCAGAGCUGGCUAUUGGGUCCCGGUGAACAAAAGAAGAAGAAGAAGUACGUCGAUCUUGGUUGCGUUAUUGUCAGCCGUAAGAUCUUCAUCUGGACUCUCGGUUCCAUCCUCGCCGCUGGCUUACUCGCCGGAUUAAUUAUUCUCAUUGUCAAGACUGUCCCUCGACAUCACCCUGCCGCACCGCCUGAGGAUAAUUACACCAUUGCUUUGCACAGGGCUCUUAUGUUCUUCAACGCACAGAGAUCUGGAAAAUUGCCUAAACAUAACAAUGUCUCGUGGAGAGGAAACUCUUGCACCGAUGAUGGAGAGCCUGGAUCCAUGUUUAAAGAUCUGGUUGGUGGCUACUACGAUGCUGGAGAUGCAAUCAAGUUCAAUUUCCCACAAUCUUUUGCCAUGACCAUGUUGAGUUGGAGUGUAAUCGAAUACCGUUCUAAAUAUGAAUCUGUCGGAGAAAUCAACCACGUUAAGGACGUAAUUAAAUGGGGAACUGAUUACCUUCUCAAGACAUUUAAUUCCUCAGCAGAUACCAUUACUCGUUUAGUUGCACAGGUUGGAGUUGGAGACACUUCAGAAGGUGCAUCAAACCCUAACGAUCACUAUUGCUGGAUGCGUCCAGAAGACAUUGACUACGAUCGACCUGUAACAGAAUGCAGCACUUGCUCGGAUCUAGCUGCAGAGAUGGCGGCUGCUCUGGCCUCUGCUUCUAUUGUAUUCAAAGAUAACAAGGCUUACUCUCAGAAACUGGUUCACGGUGCUAGGACCCUGUUCAAGUUUGCGAGGGAUCAACGCGGUCGGUAUAGUGCUGGCAGUGCCGAAGCUGCAGUCUUUUAUAACUCUUCCAGCUAUUGGGAUGAGUAUGUUUGGGGUGCCACAUGGCUCUAUUAUGCAACUGGCAACACUACCUAUCUUCAGCUUGCAACCGCUCCUGGUUUGGCUAAACAUGCUGGUGCCUUCUGGGGUGGUCCAUUUUAUGGUGUUUUUAGCUGGGAUAAUAAGCUUGCCGGUUCUCAAGUGCUUUUGAGUCGAUUGAGGCUGUUCCUGAGCCCGGGGUAUCCAUACGAAGAAAUAUUGAGCACGUUCCACAAUCAAACGAGUAUCGUCAUGUGCUCUUAUCUUCCAUACUUCACAAGUUUUAAUAGAACAAAAGGUGGUUUGAUACAAUUAAACCAUGGAGCACCUCAACCUCUUCAGUAUGUGGUUAAUGCAGCAUUCUUGGCUACACUUUUCAGCGAUUAUCUGGAUGCUGCCGAUACCCCUGGAUGGUACUGCGGUCCCAAUUUCUAUUCGACAGACGUCCUCCGUCAAUUUGCUAAGACUCAGAUUGACUACAUCCUAGGGAAGAAUCCGAAAGGAAUGAGUUAUUUGGUCGGUUUUGGAAAUCAUUACCCUAGACAUGUACACCACAGAGGGGCAUCAAUCCCUAAGAACAAGGUAAAGUACAACUGUAAAGGAGGAUGGAAAUGGAGGGACUCGUCCAAACCGAAUCCAAACACGAUCAUUGGAGCCAUGGUUGCAGGACCCGACAAACACGACGGUUUCCAUGAUGUCAGGACUAACUACAACUACACCGAGCCAACCCUGGCCGGAAAUGCUGGUUUGGUUGCUUCUUUAGUGGCUCUUUCCGGUGAAAAAAGCGGCGGCAUUGAUAAGAACACAAUAUUCUCGGCUAUACCACCCAUGUUCCCCACUCCGCCUCCUCCUCCUGCUCCAUGGAAACCAUAGUUGUUGAUUUUUUCAUGGAUUUUGAUUUUUCUUAUUGGUGGUGGCUUGAUCAUUUUGAGCAGGGAGGAGGAGAAGAAGAAGAAGAAGAAAAGAAAGAAGGGAUGGCUAAUGAUCAUUUCAAUCAGUCUUUUGUCAAAGUGAUCAAAAUUUGAUUUGGGGAUUUGAAUUCAUCCUAUAUAUUUUUUUUAUAACCCCCCACCGAAUCUGAAUUGUAACAGAAUGUGAUAUAUAUAUAUAUAAUAAUAGUGUGUGAAAAACAUGAAAUGUGCUACUUAAUUACUGUUUCAUUUCUUCUUUAGGAGGUGUAUAAUGUCAUUAUUUGAAAACAA